Chrysochloris asiatica (Cape golden mole) is the source of this 1423-nucleotide messenger RNA. RefSeq names its product pantothenate kinase 3 (gene PANK3). Gene Ontology annotation, cellular component: nucleus; cytosol. The record is from RefSeq and is a predicted model, not a curated record. Gene Ontology annotation, biological process: coenzyme A biosynthetic process. Gene Ontology annotation, molecular function: pantothenate kinase activity; ATP binding. Bases 311 to 1423 code for a protein of 370 amino acids. Lineage: Eukaryota; Metazoa; Chordata; Mammalia; Afrosoricida; Chrysochloridae. The transcript is spliced from 7 exons.
UUCUCAGGGCGGCGGCGGCGGCGGCGGUGGCUCCGGGCGCCGGGGCCUUUUGUUUGGAGCAGCUGCGGGGGGGCCCCGGAGCGAAUAGACCGGCGGCCUUCCCCAGCUCGCUUGGUCCCGGUCGCCACUCGCUGGGGCGAGAGGCUGUACCCCGGGUCGGGCGUCGCCGCCCCCUCCCCGGCAGGCCCCUCCUGACCUGAGGGAACGAACCAGCCGGGCCUGUACACGCGGCCCUGCCACCUCCGGAGCCGCCGCUACUGCCUGCCGCUCACAGUACCCGAAGCUGAGCCUCGCCUCUCCGCCGGACACCAUGAAGAUCAAAGAUGCCAAGAAACCUUCUUUCCCAUGGUUUGGCAUGGAUAUUGGAGGAACUCUGGUAAAGCUCUCAUAUUUUGAACCAAUUGAUAUCACAGCAGAGGAAGAACAAGAAGAAGUUGAGAGUUUAAAAAGUAUCCGGAAAUACCUGACUUCUAAUGUAGCAUAUGGGUCCACUGGCAUUCGAGAUGUGCACUUGGAACUAAAGGACUUAACACUUUUUGGGCGAAGAGGGAACUUGCACUUUAUCAGAUUUCCAACCCAGGACCUGCCUACUUUUAUACAAAUGGGAAGAAAUAAAAACUUCUCAACAUUACACACGGUGCUAUGUGCUACUGGAGGUGGUGCUUACAAGUUUGAAAAAGAUUUUCGCACAAUUGGAAACCUUCACCUUCACAAACUGGAUGAACUUGACUGCCUUGUAAAGGGCUUGCUGUAUAUAGAUUCUGUCAGUUUCAAUGGACAAGCAGAGUGCUAUUAUUUUGCUAAUGCCUCAGAACCUGAGCGAUGCCAAAAGAUGCCUUUUAACUUGGAUGAUCCUUACCCAUUACUGGUAGUGAACAUUGGUUCAGGAGUCAGUAUUUUAGCAGUACAUUCCAAGGACAACUAUAAACGAGUAUCUGGAACAAGCCUUGGAGGAGGCACCUUCGUAGGUUUAUGUAGCUUACUGACUGGCUGUGAAAGUUUUGAAGAGGCUAUUGAAAUGGCAUCCAAAGGUGACAGCACCCAAGCAGAUAAGCUGGUCCGUGAUAUUUAUGGAGGAGAUUAUGAAAGAUUUGGUCUCCCAGGUUGGGCUGUAGCAUCUAGUUUUGGGAAUAUGAUUUACAAAGAAAAACGAGAAUCUGUUAGUAAAGAAGAUCUGGCAAGAGCAACUUUAGUAACUAUCACCAAUAACAUUGGUUCUGUGGCACGGAUGUGUGCUGUUAAUGAGAAAAUAAACAGAAUUGUCUUUGUUGGAAACUUUUUACGUGUCAAUACGCUCUCAAUGAAACUUUUAGCAUAUGCACUGGAUUAUUGGUCAAAAGGUCAACUGAAAGCUUUGUUCCUAGAACAUGAGGGAUACUUUGGAGCAGUUGGUGCACUUCUUGGGCUGCCAAAUUUCAGCUAG